Lagopus muta (rock ptarmigan) is the source of this 2775-nucleotide messenger RNA. RefSeq names its product centromere protein V (gene CENPV). The record is from RefSeq and is a predicted model, not a curated record. Bases 2015 to 2662 code for a protein of 215 amino acids. Gene Ontology annotation, molecular function: carbon-sulfur lyase activity. NCBI's taxonomy places the organism in Eukaryota, Metazoa, Chordata, Aves, Galliformes, Phasianidae. The transcript has 6 exons.
AGCCGAUCCAAACUGCAGUGCAGUGAAGGAGCUCUCUUUGUUCCUGUUUUCUUUGCUGUGUCUGAGCAGGAUAGCAGAGAACCAUCUUGAAAAACAGAAAGAAUUCUUUCCUUGAAACAUCAUAGAGGAACAGAAUUUAGCUUCUCAAAAUGCUUUCUACAUUUAGUAUAUGGUGAAUUAAUAGUGGAGGUAAGUGGAAACUGACAGAUUUGCAUAUAUGACAUAGAUUGCACGCUCCAGUUUUCACUCAGGAACUGCUUUAGGAGGGUGUACAGAUGUUUAGUGUCUCCUAAAGCAGGCAGGUGUCUGUUUGUGAACUGAUCCAUGAGCAGCUCCUAAAACAUGCUCUGCCUUUUAGUUUCGUGUUGUUCUUGUUUUUAGAGGACAGACCACUGUAGGCUGAAACCUGCAACUGCUGCAGGCCAUACCCCACACCUAGGGCAGAUGAAGCCAUGCUGCAGACUACACAGACUUGGUUUCAGCUCACGGUCUCCAGUUUCACCUGAGUGACAUUUCCUCCCAAAAUAUAAGGUGACUAACAUGAAGUUGAGUGUGACUAAAAGUCUGGGAGUGGCCCAGAUCAGGCGCUCCUGAAGAACGUGCUGACGUGGGCCAGAAUUUGCCACAUACAGCAUAUUUAAAAUGGUUCCAUUAGAAUGAAUAACGAGUACAGAGGUUCAGAUGGGGAAUAACAGGAAACUGUAACUCAGCACCCUUUCCUAUCAUCAGUGAAGGGUGAUGCUGAGCCACUGGAUUGCUAUUCGAGUCCUGCUAUGUGCCAACUCAGGAGGCAGCCCACACACUGCAGAUGCAUGUUUUUAAAGCUGUUUUCCAGACCAGAGAGUGCUGAUGGACGUUUCGUCAUCGUCCAGUUGCUUUGCUAUAUUCCUGGAUGAGACGUGACCCUCUGGUGCCUGUUCUGCUCCAUACCAGACUAGUAACUCACUUGUUUACAUCUCUCCCUGUUCCGCUUCCAGAGAAGAGCAAGGCAUUAAGAAUUGUUGUCGAUACAACUUAUUGAUUGUCGCUCCAACAAAAUACAUUUCCACUCCAGCCACCCUGGGUAUUCAGCCUCGGAAUGAUUUUUUUUCUCCCCACCAAAUGCAACUUAGAUGCCUACAAGUUCUUCUUUACCCCACAUUGAGCAGUUUCACUCCAGAAACAGCGUUGCCCUACAAUGUCUGUAAAUAAUCUUUUCUAGGUUAUUUACCAGCAGAGGAGCGCUGUCAGAGGUUGUGUUUGUUUCAGGGGCUGUGCUGUGUUGUUUGUUUUUCUUUUAACUUAAAGAUUCUGGUGACGGUUUGUUAAAAAGAAAAAAAACAAAGCGCCUAGUGGGAAUCACAUAAAAGCCCAUUUCUCUGCAGAGCUGCCAUCAUGAUUCACACCUCAGGAAGGACAGAGCCUCACUACGCUUCAGAACGCACAUAAUGAUGCACUGCAGUGUUGUUGAACACAGCCUUGUUUUUAAAGGAGGAAGGAUGCAUAGCUGAGAUGUCACACAACACACUCAGGUCUGCAAAGCAGUUGACAACCUUGACUACAUGAGGCACCCUGUGUUUACAAUUAAAGAGAAAACCUCAUGAUAAUGUUUGCAAAUAACUGGCAUUUCUACCACUGUAGGGUAUGUUACAGGCCAGCUGGCACCCUGAGCUCACAACCUACAGAUCCAAACUCACCAUAUUCACUCGGGCAUUGGGGCUCAGAUUCCAUAAAUGUGAUGAAUUCACAUUCACCUGCUGCCCCAAACCCUCAGCUUGGCCAUUCCUUGGCUGUUUUUCUCAGCAGAAAACUCGUCUUUGCGAUCAAAUCUCUAUCAGAUACAGCACAAGCUCGCUUUCCACUGGGGCAAAGCAGCUGACGGGGCGGGAUUCUCCUCACUACCAUUCCCGGUUGUGCCCACAGGCGGAGCCCCCCGACCAGCGGCGCCCCGCGGGCACAGCCUCCCGGGACGCCCCUAUCCCGCGCCGCGACAGCGCCCCCUGGCGGCAACGGGCAGCAGGGCGGGGAGCGGCACAUGGGGCGCGCUGCGGCGGGCAACGCGCGGCGCUCCCGGCGGAGCAGCGCGGCCAGCGCUUCGCCCGCGGGUAGAAACCGCCGGGAGAGAGGGAAGAAAGCGGGCGGCUCCCGGGGCGGGGAGCAGGCGCUGCCCGCCGGUACGUUCGAUCUAGGGGCGCAGAGCGAGCGCUGGGCCGCCUUCCAGGAGCGGCACCGGCUGAGCUGCGAGGAGGCGGCGCGGCUGCUGCUGGACGCCUAUGAGCACAGAGGCCUGGUCAAACACACGGGAGGCUGUCACUGCGGAGCCGUCCGCUUUGAGGUCUGGGCUUCAGCAGACCUGCAUGUUUUUAACUGCAAUUGCAGCAUUUGCACAAAGAAGCAGAACAGACACUUCAUUGUCCCAGCUUCACGUUUCAAGCUGCUGAAGGGUGCUGAUAAUCUGACAACAUACACCUUCAACACACAUCGUGCCCAGCACACAUUCUGCAAGACCUGUGGUGUGCAGAGCUUUUACACUCCUCGCUCCAAUCCAGAUGGCUAUGGGAUAGCUCCCCAUUGUCUGGAUGAUGGCACCGUGCACAGCAUUGUUACGGAGGAUAUCAAUGGCAAAGAAUGGGAGAAGGCAGUGAAGGAACAUAAGACCAUCAGAGACAUGUCAAAACCCUGACAUACCCUUCUAACAGCUGAACUUGGAGGACUGCCAUGGAACUGUAGUCUGGGCAUUUCUGAGUGUUGUUGUUAUCUGUUUCUUAAAUAAAUAUUUCUAUUCUGCCUGUGCCA